AUGGUGGAGCGGUCCGACCGAGCACCUCUUCUGGACUGGGAGGAGGUUCCGGCCGCAGAGAAACCCGAUAUCGCACAUGAGAGCGACCGGCUUUCCAGCCCCUCCAACAGCCGUGCGAUAGGAUGCACCGCGCCGGCGUUUGGGUGGAGCGCAUCUCCGGGGGGUCCCAGGUCUGUCUCCGACGAAGACGGCAGUGGCGCCCCGCCGGCGACCUCCGUCACCCCGACGGGCGCGGAUGUAGCGGAUGCGGAUCAGCAUCCCUCCGAUGCAGGACCAGGAGAGGACAGAAUGGUCAAGUGGGAGGAAAAGGACCAAAUUGUGUCUGUCUUUGUGGUGACAUUCAAUACCAGAUCAGGUAACAUGCUGGAGUGGUGUCUGCCCAGGGACAUGGACCUGGAAGGAGUAGAGUUCAAAGCCAUUGCUAGUGGCUCCCAUCGAGUAACCACGGACUUCAUCUACUUCCGCAAGGGCUGUUACUUUGGACUGGCCUGCUUUGCCAACAUGGCGGUGGAGAGUGCAGUGGAGAGGGGCGCGAGAAUGAAGUCGGUGGGGAUCCUGUCUCCCUCCUACACCCUGCUGUACCGUUACAUGAGUUUCCUGGAGCACCAGGUCAGGCUCCAGCUGCAGUUCCCAGGCCACUACUCUCCUCUGGAAGCCUUCUAUGAGGACAAGAGAGCUCUUCUUCCUCCUAGUGGUGACAGUGUGGUUACUGCAUGUCCCAACAUAUGGGGAGCCUCACUCAACCACAGCAUGCACCCUGAAAUGAAGAUCACCCACCCGGCGGGCUGCAUGUCCCAGUUCACCCGGUUCUUUGGAGAGCAGAUCAUGGUGCUGUGGAAGCUGGCUUUACUCCGGAGACGCAUCCUCAUCUUCUCCCCUCCGCCCGUAGGCGUGGUCUGCUACCGAGUGUACUGCUGCUGUUGCCUGGCCAACAUCUCCAUCCCAGGGGUGGGCGUGGCCGUGCCAGAGUUCCGCCCCUUUUUCUAUGUCAACGUGGCUGACAUCAGCGCCUUGGAGAAUGAACUGGCCUACGUAGCUUGCACCACUGAGAAGAUCUUUGAAGAAAAGAAGGACUUGUAUGAUGUAUACGUGGACAACCAGAAUGUGAAAACCUACAGGGAAGGUCUGAAGCCUCUGCUCCGUCUCAGCACAGCAGACAGGGACAAAUACCGCAAACUCACAGAGCAGAGGCAGAUGCUGCUCUAUUCCCAGGAAGAAAAUGCCGACUGCGUGUCCAGUGAAGAGGAUCUCUUUAUUCUGUUCUUCUUGGAGCAGAACAACAGGAUUUUCCAGACGUUGAGUGAGGUGGCAGGGAGCCCUGAUCCCACCCUGACCCAAGAGAGUGUGCGGGCCAUGGGCCUGGAUCCGCACGGAGACAGGCUCUUCCUGCUUCACCUGCUGGAGAUCUAUGGCUAUGACACGCUGCUGGUUUCGGACCAGCUCUGCUGCAGCUGAGAGGCAAGCUCUGACCACUGGCUAUCUGCUGUUCACCAGUUCUGGCUUCGAAGCUGAAUGGGGAAAGGUGGAGGGAUCCAGUCAGUUGCCUUGAGCCACUUCCACCGUCACCCUGCAGGUCAAAACAUUGUGAAACUGAAACACUGUCCAACUGUCCGACUGAAAUCGAAAACUCAAACAUUGCAAUAAUGGAGCAGUGGAGCAGCCACCUGUGUGAGCGUGCCAGUUACAAAACACAGGAUGCGAUAUGAAAAAGACGUAGCACAGAUCAGUGAGUCAAACAUUGGUCCCCGCAUAAACUCUGUGAAUGUAUCAUCUCUAAAUCAAGCGAAUGCUAGAUUUGCUCCAAGUGAGAGACAGUUAUUUUAAAGUAUGCCGGGUACACAAAAAGUGUGUUCAGCAUCAUUGGAAUGAAGGAGCUUAAUGAUAGGAAACGAUGGAUCUCGGAAUUCAUGGAUGUUCAACAAGGACUGUCAAAACACAGCCUUUCCUGUAAAUAAUAAUUCCAAUUUGCAAUUUAUGUACAAUGUGUUGGCAUGUAUAUGAGAUGUGGGUUUUGUCCCUCGCCUCUUUGCCUAUCCAAAUAUCAAGCGCUGGAUUUUGAAAAUGUGUAAUUUUUGAAUCCAUAUGUCCCUGAAGGAAGGUUUGAAGGAAGGUGCAGGGGUUAGUCGUACCAAGACUUACUUCCCACUAAAGUCUAUUGUAACCUUUGAAAGCCAGCUAGGGGUCUUGAUGGCUUAACCGACACAACAACCAAAAGCAUGUGAGGAAAUGGAGUGGCCAGUUGGAUUCUAUCCCCGAACAAGAGGAUGAAGUCAAAACGAUUAGCUUUUGUUUUAAAUGGAUAUCAAAAUAUAGCCUUUUAACAAAGCAAACCUCAUAGGUGUGCAAAAGAUCUUUACAGUUGUUUGGACAGGAAAUGAAACACAGCUUACAUUUUGUUGUACGUAAGAAUAACCCUAACCCCAAUGAGAGUGAAAAAUGUAUGUCACUAAUUGGGAUCCAAAUGAAAAUGCCAUUUCAAAAUUUCGAACCAAACUGAAAGUUAUAGAUCCUGCUGAAAAUGAGGUCAGUAUUGUUUCUCUCUAAUUUCUUUCCCCAAAGCAAUGUUUGCACUCUGUUGAAAAAUUCAACAUCUAGGUUUUUACAUUCUCUGCAGAGGUUACAGGAGGGAUCAACCUGAGACACUGGCGCUUUUGGAGAUCCACUGCAACCAUGUGUUUAAAGGAAUGAUCAGUCUCCUAAGCAGCCAUGUUCUCCAAAAGAAAAAAUGUUGUGGUGGAAGGAAAUGGAAAUUGACAUGGAAUCAGCAGACAUUCUAUCAAACCUGGGGCUGGAUGCCGCCAAGGUCGAUAAACAUGUCAUGGAUACUAGACGCUCCAAUCCAUAAAAUGCAAGGCCAUAAAAAAUUGCAGCUGUAUAAGAAUUUGAUGGUUACACAGCAUGGGAAAAUAGCUUUUACACAACUUUUAUGGCCUAUUGUAACUAAAUGUUGGUCCCUUCAAUGUGCACAAACAUUAUCGUUGUAAACAAAAUCCAUACAGCUUCAAGGGGUAUGUAAAUGUUAUGUAACGUAAAACUCACUCUGAGCUGUGGUAUAACAUCAGUCCUUGUGUCAAUCAAACUGAAAAGGAAAACAGAUUGAGGUAAAGUCAGAGGUGGGGAGACAGCAUUUCAGGAUUAGUGCUUUAUUUAGUUCUUGGAAGCAAUUUGCCUUAUUCAAUUUGGCGCCAUGUUUGGUUGACUGACGUCAUUAGUGCGUUCGCGAAUAACUGGGAAGUGGGCAAGUUCGCUUUUGGAGAGCUCCAAGAAGUACGUAGAUUUAACGUCACUCAACAUGGCAGCGUUUGUGGUGAAACGUAGGAAAUAUACUUGUCCACGCACAAAUACAUCUCUUCAUUGUUAAUUUAGGUCGUACUCAUUAGCGCAGGUAAUUGUGAUGUUAAACGAUACUUCACAGUUUACCACCCACUUCUCGCUUCAGAGGCCGGGGCGGCUGCGGGCGGGGAACCAGGCGAUAACUGAAACGCCUUUCGACUACGACCUCAGAUUAGACGAGACAACACGCUGAAUGUAAGCAUAUUACUAAUUUAGUGCACAAAUGAUAUUUACCCUCUGAGCUCCAUUUCGUCCCUUUGUUGCUUUAUAUGGGUGAUAACGAGGUUGUCACUUUCCUUUAUUCUGACAGCAGAAAUAGCAGAUUUCCAGGGGGCGGCCAUGUUGCCUGUUUGUGUCGUCAUGUCCACUAGGAAGUGACGUACCCAAAAUGACAGCGAUAAGGCAAUCAUAAUUUCGAAGGCCCGAUUAAAAGACUUCAAAUGCGUUUAACUGUCGCGGUUUUCGUGAUAUGAACUGAAUGAAGGCGAAUGGCUGCAAUAAAACAACGGUAGGAAAACAUAGCUCAGCCAUGGGAAAUGUUUUAUUGUUGCUACUGAGAUGAUUUCCAAAUGUGACUGAUUGAUCCUACUCUUAUGUCGGAGUUUUCACAGCGAGUCUAUAUGGUACUUGCGCGUCUACCCCCCUCAUGAUGUCAGUUAACCAAACAUGGCGGCGAAGUGAACGAGGCGAAUUGUUUCAGUUUUUUCUAGAGGUACUGUUGCUGAGUUGAUCGUUUCAUUACUUUAUUUGUCCAGUCGACGAGGGCGAAGGCAAUUAUAGAUUAGAAACAAAAGCUUUUUUAGUUUGUGGCGAUUUUGUUUGUGGUGCCGUUUGAGUUUUUAUCUGUUGGUCUGUAAACAUCUGAGGCAGAUGACAUGAACAUUCCAUUAAAGGUGGACAACGAUCCCUGUGACCCAGUUCAUUUCUGAAGGUAAUUGGAUCACAGAAAUGGUCAACAUCGUUUGCUGAGCUAAACCUUUUAAAAACGUGUUUCACUUACUUCAAAUUGACACCAAAAUGUUCCAAGUUUUAUAUUUCAAAGAUAUAUUCCUAUCCAAUGAUAUAGUGAGAAAUACAUUGUUUUUGAAGAUCGGUAGUGGUCAAAAUUCAGGGAUCAAGUUCGUUGUGCUCUUGUUUUAAAUAGUAUUUUGAACCACAUCUGCUGGGAACCGAUGUAUCCUAACAUGCUUUUGAGUGCAGUUUCCCAAAUGCCACAGCGAGUUUGUGACACGUUGCUCCAUUGAAAUGCAAUUUGCUAUUCAAGGGGAAGCAUGCCAAGGUCAUGCUGUGCACUAAUUACAGAGUUACAGUGUUGUCAUCAUUGAGUUGCUAUGCAGGCAAUAUAGGGCAAAUACCAGAAUCCUAAUGGAGUGACAAUCACUAAACAACUCCAUGAGAACUACAUAACAGACCCGCAAGAAAUAGCUGAACAUAACUGCCUUUCGUUAAAUCUCUAGAUUAGUGUUUAACCGUUCAUGUAGAUUCAUGUAAAAACAGACUAUGAAUGAAAGUGUUCUUACAAAGAGGACAUGGCUUUGUCAACCUUAGUAUUAACAUUCUAAAGAGAUCUUAACUCUUGAUUAGUCAAUGCAUCUGACGGAUGCGUACAAUGACCUAAGAGAAACUGAGUCAACCAGUUACUUUGGUCUCUAUAUAAACCUUGUGCAACACUACAAAUCCAAUAGAGGUAUAGUGUACUGUACCUUUAUUUAACUGGGAUGUAGUACCAGAACCUCCUCUAUUACUCACAAAAUUCAGUUUCUGUUUCUAGCAAUAGUUGUGCUCUAUUUGCUCAGUUUUUCCCCCAGUCUUUUCAUGUUGUUAAAGUGUAAAAUGGUAAAUUGUUCUAUUUGACUGUAAAUGUGUGAUUGCUGUGACGGUUAUCUUUGAAGAAAAGGGAUCAGUUGAAUGUGUUUUGUAGAUGUAAGUGUGGUCCCGUCCAACCUUGGAAACCUGUGAAUCUGCAAAAUGAGCUCGAUCAUCCUUUGUGUAACACACAAUUCAAUCUUUAGUGUGGUCAAACUACACUACACAGUAGUUUUAAAUCCAGUACAAAGCAGACAUAGACAUCUUUGUAGUUGAGCCUGGCUCCUUGUUCAGACAGCUUCAUGUUAUUUAUUUUACUGUAAACUUUGAAAAUAAAGUGCUUCGACAGUCAGCUUCAGACAACAUGUUGUUCUCAUAUGGUUUCAUUUGAUUGCUACAGAUGAAAAAGUUUCCAUGAACAGGUUGCUGGCAUG
Molecule: messenger RNA, 5573 nt
Organism: Lampris incognitus (smalleye Pacific opah)
Lineage: Eukaryota; Metazoa; Chordata; Actinopteri; Lampriformes; Lampridae
Product: DENN domain-containing protein 11-like
Exons: 9
Coding region: 1-1455 (484 amino acids)
Cellular component (GO): cytoplasm
Source: RefSeq, a predicted model, not a curated record